Molecule: messenger RNA, 2007 nt
Organism: Daldinia caldariorum
Lineage: Eukaryota; Fungi; Ascomycota; Sordariomycetes; Xylariales; Hypoxylaceae
Product: TLD-domain-containing protein
Exons: 2
Coding region: 114-1913 (599 amino acids)
Source: RefSeq, a predicted model, not a curated record
GUAUUGUACCUCUCCCCCCCCAGCUUGUCCUUCACCUUCGUCCUUCAUCCUCGUCCUCAAAAAACACAUGCAUUCUUCCCUUGGGAUGGCUUCACUUUCUCUAAGGCGAAAUCAUGGGACAGACCCAGUCAGGUGAGGCCAAGCCUCCCUCUAAAGAGCAAAUUACAAGACAGCUGGCCGACAAGUUCGCUCGUAAAUGUUUUGAACCACUAGAGCUCUAUUUAUUCAAGGAUAACUUCAGAUCGCUUGCAGAUAACGAGCAAAAUGUGCGUUACCUUAAACAGGAUACCAUUGCCCGCUUCCUGGAGCUACCAGACAUCCUCGCCGUCUCGCCUGUCUUGUUCCAUAUGCUGGGAUACAUCGGCGCAUUUCCCUUCCUUCGAGAUGCGCCAGUCAUACUUGGCUUGGAGCAGAUGAUUAUGGUCGUCGUUAUAAUGACAGAACGCUACAAAAAAGUCCUAACUAAAGGUGCUAGCAGCAGACGAAAGUUGCUAUUCAAGAGUUUGGCCGUGUAUGAUCGUAAGCUAUCCGAGAUGGAGACGCAGCCAUCUUCCAAUGGGACCGCCCUCAGCUUUGCCAUUGACGAAGCUGGUGAUGAUCUGGAUGAUGACACGGCCGAGGACGACGAGCUUGUUCUAGCUGCGUUAGACUCUCUUGAUAUUAAUGACGCUUUCAAGACGGUCGAUUCUCAUGCCGCCACCACUCACGGGGCAAUGAUUCCAGCAGACAAUUUUAGAAAAUUGAUCAUGUUACUACUCCUAGUAUCUCCCUUAGACGCUCAGGAAAACAUCUCCAGUUACGCCGAGAGGGUUACAGGAUCGGAUCUCCAAGACUUAAGAGCAACGGCUGAGAAUAUCUUAUCGGCUUUUAUCGACGUUGAAAAAUCCCCUGGUAUCACCUACGCCCAAUUUGACAGAAUUCUGCCGUCAAAUUUUCCCUUUCUUUUUAAAGGCUUCAAUCCUUUAUUCGAACACUUCCUAUUUUCAAAGAACCUCGACCUCUCAAAACGUAAGGAUGGUGUGCCCAAAGCCUUCUCCCCUGUGAUACCACAACCUCCCCUACUACAGGACAAGGGUAAGAUUUUAAAUUUCAGUAUCUUGUCCCAGCUUUCUUUUUUCAUUGAUGGGAACGAGUUAUUUCGGCGGCUGCGCUUGCUCUACUCCGGUUCAAAAGCAGGAUACUCGAUGGGAAGCUUUGAAUCCAAGGUAUUUAACUGGCAUGCACCUACCAUCCUCCUGAUAUCCGGAACUAGGCUUUCGGGCCCAUGCAGUAGAAAUAGAUCUGAAGAGGCCUUUCACGAGACCUUACCUCCCAAGAGAUUCCCGAAUGGAGGUCCCUCAGGCCGCGAUCGCUUGAUUUUCGGAGCGCUCGUCAGGCAACCGUGGCGAUAUACACACAGGGAGUGUUUCGGAGGCGAAGGCACGGUCCUAUUCCAACUUUCUCCAACUCAUGACGUCUUCCCAAUGUCUAGCUUGAACCACGACUAUGUGGCAUUGCUCAAGACACCGGCGGCCCAUCCAGGGAUCAGUUUCGGCUGUCCACACCCAAAGACAAGCCAGUCUUCACGCCACGGCUCGUUGCGAAACUUGGGACCUGUUUCUCUCGUCAUUGAUUCGAGCUUCGAAUUUGGUGUCUUCACACACGACUACUCGUCCCGCGGCGGUGCAUUUGCUACUAGCUCAUCCCGAAAGUAUAACUUCCAGGAACGUUUCGAAAUCGAUGACAUAGAAGUCUGGGGCUGUGGUGGUGACGAAGAGGCGAAGAUACAAAGAGAGCGCUGGAAAUGGGAAGCACGUGAGGCUGAAGCCAGGAGAAAGGUCAACUUAGGCACGGGGGACAUCGCUACUGACCGUGCUCUAUUAGAAAUGGCCGGGCUAAUCGGCUCAAAUAGAAGCGGAGGGUCGAUGGCUUGAUUUACGGAUAGGUUAUAUUUGGCGUUAGGGGGGCCUAGGUGUUGGAAUUACCACAGCAUUUAUUAAUAUAAUCUCGAUUCUAUUUUCUGUUUAA